Auxenochlorella protothecoides is the source of this 1620-nucleotide messenger RNA. RefSeq names its product DEAD-box ATP-dependent RNA helicase 24. The transcript is spliced from 12 exons. Bases 1 to 1620 code for a protein of 539 amino acids. Gene Ontology annotation, molecular function: RNA helicase activity; ATP binding; nucleic acid binding. The record is from RefSeq and is a predicted model, not a curated record. Lineage: Eukaryota; Viridiplantae; Chlorophyta; Trebouxiophyceae; Chlorellales; Chlorellaceae.
AUGGCACCUGCAGACGAAGAGGAGGUGGACCCUCUGGAUGCCUUCAUGGCAGAGAUGAAGGAGCUGGAGAAGGCUAGCGAUGCCCAGGCCCCAAGUGCACGAGCAGCUGGCAAGUCUGCUGCAGAACGUUUCGACGAGCUCGACCCUGCAGCCGAUUUCCUGGAGGCAAAGAAGGCCGGGGCGCUGCCCCCCUCAGCCGUCACGGCGGCGGCCAUGCAGUCUGGUGCGGCAGGCGCUGACGGCUCGGACGAGGAGGUGUAUGCCGCUGCAGCCGCCGCCCUAGAGUCAGACGCCGACGGCGUGGGUGGGGGCAAGCUGGAGAAUUCUUCAGGCUUCAAGCAGGCUGUGGGCUCUCUGGCGCCCCUGGACCACCCCAACCUGACCUACGAGGAUUUUGACAAGGACUUUUAUGUAGAAGCUCCUGCGUUGACAUCGAUGUCCCAGGCAGAGGUGAGUGCGCGGCGGAGGUCCCUGGGCCUCACCGUCUCGGGCUUCGACGCCCCACGGCCCAUCGCCACAUUCACCCAAGCUGGCUUUGAUGCCCCCCUCCUGACGGCUAUCGUGAGGGCGGGGUACAAGGAGCCCACCGCGAUCCAGGCCCAGGCGCUCCCUGCCAUCCUGUCUGGGAGGGAUGUCCUCGGCAUUGCCAAGACCGGCAGCGGCAAGACGGCGGCCUUUGUCCUACCAGCCAUGGUCCACAUCAUGGAUCAGCAGGAGCUGGAAAAGGGGGAGGGUCCCAUCGCCAUUAUCGUGGGCCCCACUCAUGAGCUGGCCGAGCAGAUCCACCGCGAAACCCAUCGCUUUGCCAAGGGCUAUAAGCUGCGGGUGUGUGCUGCGUUUGGUGGCCUCCCCAAACACCAGCAAUUCCGAGAGCUGAAGGCGGGGGCGGAGAUAGCGGUGUGCACUCCUGGCCGUCUCAUCGACCUUGUCAGGAUGAAGGCCUGCAAUCUGCAGCGAGUGACAUAUGUGGUGCUGGACGAGGCGGAUCGCAUGUUUGACAUGGGCUUCGAACCCCAGAUCCGGUCCAUCCUGGGUCAAAUCCGACCAGACAGACAGCUCCUGCUGUUCAGCGCCACGAUGCCGAUGAAGGUGGAAAGGCUGGCCAACGAUGCCUUGUCUGGCCCGGUUCGAAUCCGCGUGGGCGAGGCGGGAAUGGCCAACGAAGACAUCAGCCAGCGCGUGGAGGUGGUGGCCGACGAGGCGGCCAAGCGCGCCUGGCUGCGUCAGCACCUCCCCACCCUGGUGGAUGCAGGGGAGGUCCUCCUCUUCGCCGGCACCAAGGCCAGGGUGGACGAGCUGGCGGCUGAGCUCGCCGCCCAGGGCGUCCGCGCCGGCGCCAUCCACGGCGACCUGGACGCCGGCUCACGCGCUGCGGUGCUGGCCAGCUUCCGGGCAGGUACCACCCACGUCCUGGUGGCCACAGACGUCGCAGCGCGGGGCCUGGACAUCAAGACCCUGAAGACGGUGGUGAACUACGAUGCAGGGAGGAGCAUUGACUCCUACAUCCACCGGAUUGGGCGCACAGGCAGGGCUGGGGACAAGGAGGGUGUCGCAUACACCCUUCUCCUACCCAGCGAGGGGCAGAUGGCAGACGGGCGGCUCCGGCUUGGGCUUUGGUGA